Molecule: messenger RNA, 1893 nt
Organism: Zingiber officinale
Lineage: Eukaryota; Viridiplantae; Streptophyta; Magnoliopsida; Zingiberales; Zingiberaceae
Product: galactan beta-1,4-galactosyltransferase GALS3-like
Exons: 2
Coding region: 244-1764 (506 amino acids)
Source: RefSeq, a predicted model, not a curated record
GCAGCCCAGCACAUCUCCAAUUCAGACUUUGCUUGUCUCCUUUUUCUUUUAUGUCUCUUUCCUCAAAUCUUUCCAAGAACACAAUUCCAGAAUAUUGGAAGUAUACACCACGAUAUUUGGACGAGUAAAGUUGCUUUGGCCAUUGUUGCUCUUAAAAGCAAAGCAUCUUCUUCUCUUCUGCACUGUUCUUCUUCUUCUUCUUCAUCAUCUUCUUCUUCUUCUUUAUUGUAAGUUGUAACAAUAAUGGCGAAGGAGAAGCACAAGGAUGGCAAGAAUUUUUCUGUUGAUGUUUCUUGGAAAUGUGCUGAGGUGAAGCUCCUCCUCGUCUCCCUCUUCUUCAUUUGCUCUUUGAUCACUUUGUUUGAGCUCUUCCCUUCAACUUCUAGCUUUCUCUCAUGUUUUUCCGCAGUCGAUUCAUCUCCAUCGCACCCUGUUGAUCUAUCCUCCUCCUCCUCCUCCUCCUCCUCCUCCUCUUCUUCUUCUCUUCCUCAAAUUGUUCAUUCUCUGAGAGCAGAACGGCUCGGGAAUGACUCCGUCGUGAAGAGGUCCUUCAACCCGGUCGGCUCCGCCGCGUACCUCUUCAUCCAGAUGGGAGCUUACCGGGGCGGCGCGAACAAUUUCGUCGUCGUGGGGCUCGCCUCCAAGCCUCUCCAUGUCUUCGCCAAGCCCCGAUUCGAGUGCGAAUGGAUCCCCCACGGCGGCGGCGGCGGCGGCAAAAAUUCCGCCCCCAUCUUCGCUACUGGUUACAAGAUCCUCCCCGACUGGGGCUACGGUCGGGUCUACACCGUCGUCGUCGUCAACUGCACCUUCCCGAGCGCCGUCGGCCUCGACGGCUCCGGCGGCCGCCUCGUCAUCCACGCCACCACGGGUGGCGGCGGGGACCGCGAGGUCACCGCUGCCGAGAAUUUCGUGGCGGUGGAGGAAGCUCCAGGGAGCGUGGACGAGUCCAUCUUUUCGGCGCCGCCUAAGUACGAGUACCUCUACUGCGGCUCCCCCCUCUACGGCGACCUCAGCCCGCAGCGCGUCAGGGAAUGGAUGGCCUACCACGCGCGGUUCUUCGGGGUGAGCAAGUCCCACUUCGUCAUCCACGACGCCGGCGGCGUCCACCCGGCGGUGAUGGAGGUGCUGCGGCCGUGGGCGGAGAAGGGAAUGGUGACCCUGCAGGACAUCAGAGAGCAAGAAAGGUUCGACGGCUACUACCACAAUCAAUUCCUGGUGGUGAACGAUUGCCUCCACAGGUACAAGUUCAUGGCGAAAUGGAUCUUCUUCUUCGACAUCGACGAGUUCCUCUAUCUCCCUCCCAAAACGAGUCUCGACUCGGUGGUCGCCUCGCUCGACGGAUACUCGCAGUUCACCAUCGAGCAGAUGCCCAUGUCCAGCAAGCUCUGUCAAUCCAGUGACUACGGCAAGACUCCAAGGAUGUGGGGAAUGGAGAAGUUGGUGUACAGGGACGUGAAGAGGGGAGUGAGGCGAGACCGGAAGUACGCGAUCCAGCCGCGGAGCGCGUUCGCGACGGGCGUGCACAUGUCGCAGAACGUGGCCGGCCAGAGCGCGCACAAGACGGAAGGCCGGAUCAGAUACUUCCAUUACCACGGCACCAUCGCCGACCGCCGCGAGCCCUGCAGGGAGUUCGUCAACGCCACCGCCCUCACCUACGACGGCACCCCGUACGUGCUCGACGACACCCUCCGCCGCGCCGCCGGCGCAGUGAAGAGGUUCGAGCAGAAGAUGAUCGACUCCAGGCUGUCGCGCACGAGGCAGUGAUCUUUCCUUGCACAGAUUUCUCUGCAAAAUACACCAUGAUUUUUUUUUUAAAACUUUCUAUUCUUUUCUAUAUAAAUUAUUGUUCAUCCAAUUUACCAAGAAUUCUUAAAAUCAAAGAUGUUGAUCUGA